AUGACUUUUUGCUUCUCAAAUAGAUUAAUGAAAACAAAGCUCGAAUUACCGGAGUGUACAAACCAAGGUUACGUGCUGGAUGGUUACCCAAAAACUUGGAAUCAAGCACGUGAAUUAUUCAAUAACACACUUAUAAUAACUUCAAACUCCACAUCCUCAUCCGAAAAUUUGAGAAUGUUUCCCGAGUUUGUGGUGCAACUCGAGGCAACCGAUGAAUUUCUCUGCAACCGUGUACUAAAUUUACCCGAGAGUGUGAUACAGGGUACCCAUUAUGAUGUAGAAAGCACGAUGAAGCGCCUCGAGGAAUACAGGAAGACAAACACUGGAAAUGAUAUGACGCUGGGAUUCUUCAUAGAGAAUGGAAUACAUCCGCUUAUUGUGGAUGUCGAAGGAGAGUCGGGCGGUAUGCUCGCAAUUUUUCAAAGAUGCCUCGACACAAUCGGGCAACCGAGAAACUACGCAGUCGGAGAGCGCGUGGCAGAGGCUGUGGUACGUGACGUUACCAAUGUGCGGGAAACCUCAGUUAUCGGAACCGAAGGAGAGGACGAGGUGAAUUUUCAAAGGAAAGUGAUACGAGAUGAAGACAUGAGGGAGCGGAAGAAUAACAUGGUAAAUCAGCUCAAAGAGGAGGAACAUCUGCUGAGAGCGCUCUCAGAGCCACUCCGACUCUACCUCCUCAAGUACGUAUUUCCCACGCUGAGCCAAGGUCUCCUCUCCGUCGUCCAAUCGAAGCCUCCGAAUCCCUUGGACGCUCUG
Molecule: messenger RNA, 756 nt
Organism: Diachasma alloeum
Lineage: Eukaryota; Metazoa; Arthropoda; Insecta; Hymenoptera; Braconidae
Product: adenylate kinase 7
Exons: 5
Source: RefSeq, a predicted model, not a curated record